GUUAAUUAGAGGGUUAUUAGAGGUGUUGGGAUGACGUCACGGGGUUAAGCCCCGCCCCCCGCGCACGCUCCUGGGGCUCGUGUGAGCGCAGAUCUGCAGUUCUCUCUCUCAUCCGAUCCGAUCCGAUCCAGGAGUCAGUAUCUGAGCCGUGAUGGGUCGCAAAGAGCUUCAGUGCAGCUGGAAGAAAACCACCGACAACAUCAAAGACAUCUUUGAUUUUAAAGAAGUGCUCGGCUCGGGUUCGUUUUCUGAAGUGUUUCUGGUGAGAGAGAGACAGACGGGCAACUUUUACGCCCUGAAGUGUGUGAAGAAGAAACAGCUGCACAGCUCCAACCUGGAGAACGAGAUCAAAGUUCUGAGGAGGAUAAAGCACAGUAAUGUGGUGGGGCUGGUGGAUUUCUAUGAAAGCCGAACACACUAUUACCUGGUCAUGGAGCUGGUCUCAGGUGGUGAGUUGUUCGAUCGUAUUCUGGAUCGAGGUGUUUACACUGAAAAAGACGCCAGCAUUGUGAUCAAACAGGUCCUGGAGGCCGUGUCAUACCUGCAUCAGAACAGCAUCGUCCACAGAGACCUGAAGCCGGAGAAUCUACUGUACUACAGUCCAGAGGAAAACGCCAAGAUCAUGAUCAGUGACUUUGGUCUGUCUAAGAUGUCUGAUCAUGACGUGAUGUCCACCGCCUGUGGAACGCCGGGAUAUGUCGCUCCGGAGGUUCUGGCUCAGAAGCCGUACAGUAAAGCCGUGGACUGCUGGUCUAUUGGAGUCAUCACAUACGUGUUGUUGUGUGGAUAUCCUCCGUUCUACGAGGAGAAUGAAACCAGGCUGUUCUCUAAAAUAAUGAAGGCGGAGUAUGCGUUUCACUCGCCGUACUGGGACGACAUCUCUGAGUCGGCAAAGGACUUCAUCCGUCACAUGAUGGAGAAAAAUCCCAGCAAGCGUUUCACCACUGAAGAAGCGCUCAAUCAUCCGUGGAUUAUUGGACACACGGCUCAGAAUAACAACAUCUAUCAGUCCGUCUGCGAGCAGAUCCAGAAGAACUUCACAAGAUCUAAAUGGAAGCGUGUCAUUAAUGCGACAGUGGCAGUUCAUCACAUGCAACGCCUCAAGGCGGCUCACGCAGACCCUGCGGUCCCCCCACAGAUGCCGUCGAUCGAGGUGCUGGACGUCUCGUCUCUGGACCCGCCCCCUGAUGACCUGGACACCAAUGGGAACCCGUCGUGCAGUAACACCAGCCUAUCGCCUCAGUCUGAUCUCAGUAGUGGGCGUGGCCCGUUGAAGGCGUGUAACAGCGAGCCGAUGCAUGCGCUGGUCAUCACUGAGACGGGAGAGCACACGUAUCACUCCGAGUCUGAGCUGCACUGCGCUGCUCACAGUGCUACGGGUGGGCGGAGCCAGUCCCUGCAGACCGCAGUCUGCUCUAUGAUGUAAUUGUUGAUUGACAGCUGUCAGUCAAAUGAGGUCAGACGGAUGCUGACGGAUGCUUAUACGUGUGUGUGUGAUUUGUUUCUUUGGGUGUCAUUUCGAAACGGACUCGCAACUUGAAUUCAGAGUUACACAAGUGCCAACCACACACACACACUCACGUGCAGACACACAACUUUUCUAUUAAAUGUUUACUUUUUAGUGUGAUGAGGAAUUCAUGUUGAGACAGAAUUGAGACCAUUUAUUACAUUAUUGUCAUCAGAUGACAAAUGUUCAGAUGUUUGUUCAUUUAUGCACAGUAGUCAUAUUUAUGCCAUGAGCUGAUGGUGGUGCAUCAUGGGAAGGUUGGAGGAUUUGCCACAGUUCUACUUUGAGUUGCCUCAGGAAGCAAAAGUAUUUCAACCAGACAUGUAAACAUUCCGACAGAAAAACUCUUGUAUUUUUCCUCACUCACUGUUCUAGUCUCAUGACAUUUAUAUGUCAUAUGUGAUGAUUGUAACACAUAUAAGCAGCUGAUUUAUGGGCUUGCAUAGUGUGUUUAUACAUAUACAGACACUGAGGUUCAUCUGUGUGAAAUAAAAUGUCAAAUAAUAAAAAUGAUUUACUGUGUA
Messenger RNA from Triplophysa dalaica, 2031 nucleotides. It is a transcript of the gene camk1ga, whose product is annotated as calcium/calmodulin-dependent protein kinase IGa. The coding region runs from base 152 to 1426 and encodes 424 amino acids. Gene Ontology annotation, molecular function: ATP binding; calcium/calmodulin-dependent protein kinase activity; calmodulin binding. NCBI's taxonomy places the organism in Eukaryota, Metazoa, Chordata, Actinopteri, Cypriniformes, Nemacheilidae. Gene Ontology annotation, biological process: peptidyl-serine phosphorylation. Gene Ontology annotation, cellular component: intracellular anatomical structure. The transcript has 13 exons. The record is from RefSeq and is a predicted model, not a curated record.